UACAUUGUAACACUUGUAGUAAUGGAGGUUUGGUCUCAGUGGAGAGCUAGGACAGAGAAGGGAGUGUCUCCAUAGGGCCUGGCACAUAGUUGGGGGUCCCACAGUAUCUGUGGUUUUGAAUAAAAGUUUCUGGCCCAUCAUCUAUGAAAUUUCUGGCAUGUCUUCACACCUACUCCAGGUCUUAAGAGAGUAGUUUUUACUGAUCCAAUAAGUUUAAUUAAACAAUUACCAUAUGACCCUUAUUCUGGGUCCUGCCCAGUAUGGGAUUAAACAAAAGAAGCAAAGAAAUGAUCCUGCCUUUUAGGACCUGAACCUGUGGGAACCAGCAUGAGAGUCAGGAAUCAAAGUGGGUCAGUUUAGGAUGAAGUCUUCCAGAAAACAGCUCAAAUGGAGAAGGGCAGAGGUUUGGCUCAGAGGAAUAAGGAAUAACUCUCAACACACACUGCAUCUGCUCAUUCAGCAGAUCCCUACUACGUGCCAGGCACUGUGCUAGGUACUGGGGAUACUGUGGGGAACAAAACCUGACUUGGUUCCUGCCCUCAGGAACCUGUAUAUUAAUAUAGUGCAGGAGGAUGACCCCAACCAAGAAAUCAUGAUUAGUGCUCUAUAGGAGGAUAGGAUGCUGUGAAACUGUUAACAGGGGUGUUUGACCCAUACAAGGACGUCAGGCAGGCCCUCUGUGAGGAACAAGUUGGAGCUGAGGUUUGUAGUGUUAGCCAACCAGGGAGGGGACAAGCAAGUGCAAGCGCCCAGUGGCAGGGAGGAUACAGUGAGCCCAGAGUGAGGGGCUGAUGUGGGCUGAGGCUCGGGAGGUGACAGGGCCCCCCUGUGCAGGGCUGAGCACAGAGAUGAGGUGCUCUGCCUUGGUGGAGGAGAUUCGAAUCCAUACAACCCAGCACUGUGUGAUCCCAGCUACAGUGGACGAAGUGGCCAAUGGAGGUGGCCAAUGGAGAAAUCUAGUUGAGGGGUGAAUUCAAGCCUGGAGGUCCAGGGAGUUCUAUUUAAGGUCUGGGUGUUUUAAGUGGGGUUUAGAGGAAAAACAGGACUUUGCCUGGUUGUAUGAAUAUGUGUUCAUGGUGGAGGUCUUGGGAGAUAGGCUGUUUCAGGCGAAAGGCACGGUGAACACAAAGAGGAAAAGGGUAGGUCAUUUGAGAAAGAGCAGGAAGCUGACUGGGGGCAGAAUAAAGUGUGCAGGGAUCUCUGGAAGCCCUGUCAGCCCUCCCUUCCUGGAGGAGUGAUUUGUAUGUGCGCACAGCUCAUCUUCCCGCAGGACAUGACUUGGCCAGGGCUCUGGACAGCAGCUUCUAGAUCCAGCUCUUACCUGCCUUGCCAAGAAUGGACUAGGUGGUCAGGGAGGCCCCGGGGUGGAGGUGGGAGUGGAUGAGGGAGAGGCAAAGGGGCGGAGCAAACGGGAAGACUCAGAUGUUGCCUUUGUGAGAUGCAUCAGCAAUAAUUACAAUCCACUGGAGCUUAUUAUGUGCCAGGCAUUGUGCUUUUACCUCAUUAGGAUACCUCCCAGGGACGAAUGCAUCCUUGCCCCAUUUCACGGAUGGGGAGCUGGGGUCCAGAAAGGUUGAGCUGCUCGCCCCCAAGUCUCAGCACCCUGGUCACCAUGGACAAGAUCCUGGAGGCCGUGGUGACAUCAUCAUACCCGGCGAGCGUGAAGCAAGGGCUCGUGCGGCGCGUGCUGGAGGCGGCGCGGCAGCCGCUGGAGCGCGAGCAGUGCCUGGCGCUGCUGGCGCUGGGUACGCGCCUCUACGUGAGCGGCGCCGACGAGCUGCCCCGCCGCGUGGGCUGCCAGCUGCUGCACGUGGCCGGCCGCCACCACCCGGAGGUCUUCGCCGAGUUUUUCAGUGCGCGCCGCGUGCUGCGCCUCCUCCAGGGAGGCGCCGGGCCGCCGAGCGCCCGCGCGCUGGCCUGCGUGCAGCUCUGUCUGCAACUGCUGCCCGAGGGGCCCGGGGCCGACGAGGUGUUCGCGCUGCUGCGGCGCGAGGUGCUGCGCACGGUGUGCGAGCGCCCGGGCCCCGCGGUCUGCGCGCAGGUGGCGCGGCUGCUGGCACGGCACCCGCGCUGCGUCCCCGACGGCCCUCACCGCCUGCUCUUCUGCCAGCAGCUUGUGCGCUGCCUCGGCCGCUUUCGCUGCCCGGCCGAGGGCGAGGAGGGCGCAGUGGAGUUCCUGGAGCAGGCCCAGCAGGUGAGCGGGCUCCUGGCGCAGCUGUGGCGUGCGCAGCCCGCCGCCAUCCUGCCCUGCCUCAAGGAGCUGUUCGCCGUUAUCUCCUGCACAGAGGAGGAGCCACCGUCUAGCGCCCUCGCCAGUGUGGUCCAACACCUCCCGUUGGAGCUCAUGGAUGGUGUCGUCCGGAACCUCAGCAAUGAUGACAGUGUGACGGACUCCCAGAUGCUGACUGCCAUCAGCAGGAUGAUCGACUGGGUGUCCUGGCCCCUGGGGAAGAAUAUUGACAAGUGGAUCAUUGCACUGCUGAAGGGUCUGGCCGCUGUUAAGAAGUUCAGCAUCUUGAUCGAGGUUUCACUCGCCAAAAUUGAGAAGGUUUUCUCCAAGCUUCUGUAUCCCAUUGUCCGGGGCGCCGCCUUGUCCGUCCUCAAGUACAUGCUCCUGACCUUCCAGCACUCCCAUGAGGCCUUCCACCUGCUCCUCCCUCACAUCCCCCCGAUGGUGGCGUCUCUGGUCAAGGAGGACUCCAACUCGGGCACCAGCUGCCUGGAGCAGUUGGCGGAGCUGGUGCACUGCAUGGUGUUCCGGUUUCCUGGCUUCCCGGAUCUGUAUGAGCCCGUCAUGGAGGCCAUCAAGGACCUCCAUGUUCCCAACGAGGACCGAAUCAAGCAGCUGCUGGGGCAGGACGCCUGGACCUCGCAGAAGAGUGAGUUGGCCGGCUUUUAUCCCCGGCUCAUGGCCAAGUCAGACACGGGCAAGAUUGGUUUAAUCAACCUGGGCAACACGUGCUACGUGAACAGCAUCCUUCAGGCCUUGUUCAUGGCUUCCGAUUUCAGACACUGUGUGCUCCGUUUGACCGAGAACAACUCGCAGCCCUUGAUGACGAAGCUGCAGUGGCUCUUCGCCUUCCUGGAGCACAGCCAGCGUCCCGCCAUUUCUCCAGAGAACUUCCUUUCUGCAUCCUGGACACCCUGGUUCAGCCCCGGCACCCAGCAGGACUGCUCGGAGUACCUGAAGUACCUGCUGGAUCGGCUGCACGAAGAGGAGAAGACCGGGACGAGGAUCUGCCAGAAGCUUAAGCAGUCGAGCUCGCUCUCCCCGCCCGAGGAGCCCCCCGGCCCGAGCGCCACCUCCGUGGAGAAGAUGUUCGGGGGCAAGAUCGUGACUCGGAUAUGCUGCCUCCGCUGCCUCAACGUCUCCUCCAGGGAGGAGGCCUUCACGGACCUCUCACUCGCCUUCCCCCCACCCGAGCGCUGCCGCCGCCACCACCACCAUCACCACCACCGCCGCCGCCGCCUGGGCUCAGUGAUGCUCCCCGCGGAGGACGCUGGCGCCCAGGAGCCAGGCAGCGCCGGGCCUCGGAGGCAGAGGAAGCACUGCAUCACGGGGGACGUCCCCCCCACCAUCCUGGACAUAGAAGGCCUGGGUCCCCACGGCCUCGGGGGACAGAGCGGGCAGGAGGAGAAGGUGGAGAGGGGGGAGAGCACAGAGGAGGAGGAGGUGGCGGGAGAGGAGGAGGAGGGGGAGGAGAAGGAGAAGGAGAAGGAGGAGAAGGAGGAGAAGGAGAAGGAGGAGGAAGAGAAGGUGGAGGAGAAAGAGAAGGAGGCCCAGGAGGAGAAGGAGGCGGCGGCUGAUGGGGAGGAGGCGGCGGCCGGCCCGGGCCCAGGAACCCUCCAGAGUGCUGCGGCCGCCUCCGGGGACGGCUCCCGCUCCGUCCUGGACCUGGUCAACUACUUCCUGUCGCCCGAGAGGCUGACGUCAGAGAACCGCUACCACUGCGAGUCGUGCGCGUCCCUGCAGGACGCCGAGAAGGUGGUGGAGCUGAGCCAGGGCCCGCGCUACCUCAUCCUGACGCUGCUGCGCUUCUCCUUCGACCUGCGCACCAUGCGGCGCCGCAAGAUCCUGGACGACGUGUCCGUGCCCCUGCUGCUGCGCCUGCCGCUGGCCGGGGGCCGGGGCCAGGCCUACGACCUGUGCAGCGUGGUGGUGCACUCGGGGCUGUCCUCCGAGAGCGGCCACUACUACUGCUACGCCCGCGAGGGCGCUGCCCGCCCUGCCCUGGCCCCGGGAGCCGCCGAGCGGCCAGAGCCCGACAACCAGUGGUACCUGUUCAACGACACCCGGGUGUCCUUCUCCUCCUUCGAGUCUGUCAGCAACGUCACCUCCUUCUUCCCCAAGGACACGGCCUACGUGCUCUUCUACCGGCAGCGACCCGAGGCGGGGUCCGAGGCCGAGCCUGGCUCACCCCGCACCCGGGCAGAGCCCACCCUCCACAAGGACUUGAUGGAAGCCAUUUCCAAAGACAACAUUCUUUUUCUGCAGGAGCAGGAGAAGGAGGCGCGGAGCAGGGCGGCCUACAUCUCCGCACUCCCCGCGUCCCCACACUGGCGGAGGGGCUUUGACGACGACAAAGACGAGGACAAAGGCCCUCCUGGGGGCUGCAGCCCUGCAGGUGGCAGCGGUGGUGACUUUCACAGACUGGUCUUCUAAUGGGAACCCUCGACCCACCCCCUCAGCCCAAUCUCGCUUGUGGGGUGCCACAGCCAACCGCGGGGUGGGGGGGCCCAGGUCCCGGGCAGAGGCGCUCAGCCAGGUGGGGUCUGGGGGAGGCCGUGGAGGCAGCCCCUUUCAAGGGCGAGAGCGAUGGAGCAGGGGCUGCCGGCCUCAGCCUGGCAGGCACGGAGACUCAGAGGCGGAGGUGAGACCCGAGCCCCUUAAACUGCCUUCGGGCCCGACGCUGGGAUCAGUCCCCUGAAGACUUGCACCCGAGAUGGACACUCUCUGGGCCUCAGCUCCUGCCCCGUGUUUGCCAUCAAGUAGCAGUUCCCUUCCAGCUCCUUUCAGACAAUCCUGGGUCUCUAUAGUACAGACCUGAGGAGGGUCCCGGCCCCAGCAUAAACAAGGGGCUGCGUGUCGCCCCUCCGGCUGCAUCUUGCUUCUCCGAGGGGACUGAGGCAGUGUGUGUGGGUGCUGACGCUGUCCUCUUGUGAGGAGCGCAGGUGGGAAGCAGGCUGGCACGGGAUCAGAGAGGGCCCCUCCACCCCGCCCCCCAACACCGAGCAAUGCAGAGGGGAAGGACGGCCCCUUAGCCCCCUCUCCUGCCUCAGUGCCUGAGAACGCCCCCUUCUGGGUACGAGAGAGAGUCCUUAUUUUACUGCAAGUGUGUGUGUGUGUCUCACGACGUCUGUCCUGAGGGACGCUGGCUGGCUCAGCACCUCAGCUGUUGGUCACGGUCCCCGGGGCUGGUGGGGAAGCAGACACUGCCCGCGUUGUGCCCUGACACUGCUGUACCCUUUCUAAACGGAGAGGCGAGAACCAGAGUCUCAAACAGGAAUAAAAAGAGGUUCUCUGAA
Bubalus bubalis (water buffalo) is the source of this 5526-nucleotide messenger RNA. It is a transcript of the gene USP35, whose product is annotated as ubiquitin specific peptidase 35. Gene Ontology annotation, molecular function: cysteine-type deubiquitinase activity; cysteine-type endopeptidase activity. NCBI's taxonomy places the organism in Eukaryota, Metazoa, Chordata, Mammalia, Artiodactyla, Bovidae. The transcript has 13 exons. The coding region runs from base 1526 to 4663 and encodes 1045 amino acids. Gene Ontology annotation, cellular component: cytosol; nucleus. Gene Ontology annotation, biological process: protein deubiquitination. The record is from RefSeq and is a predicted model, not a curated record.